AUGCUGCGGGAAGCCUUUGCUGCCCGAGGGCAUGGAGUGAAGAAGUACGCGAGGGACCUGCCUCUUCUUCUUGGCAUCUGUGCCCUGGUGGCCCAGCUGCAGCCCCGGACCCAGCCUCUGGCUGUGCAGGAGGAACGAGGCCUCGAUGCCUUUCCUGGCGCACCGAACUGGCUCGUCUAUCCCUGGGAGUCGCCUUUCGCUGGCACUUGCGGAAAGAUCCCUUCAGACAUACAGAGGGUCAUCCGACAUGUCGGGCAAGACGAGGAAAACCGCGAAGUGCUUGUGGUCAACUUGGCAGAUGAGCACAUGACGGUGGGCGAGUCCCAGUUGCUGGCACAACAAGCGCUUUGUGGCUUAGACAGCGUGGCGAAGUCCAUCGGCUGGACGCGGCCGCAAGUGGCAGAGCACAUGUUUCGCAUGAGCUUGAUCGUGGACUGCUCCAAGCUAAGCCUCGGCAACUGGCUGCCCUGCAUUCGAUGUAUCAUCAGGGUGAUCAAGGCCAUUCAGCCCUUUGUGUCGCCCUUCUACGACCGCCUCCCUGGGGACAUAUCUGUGCUGGAUCCGCCCCCGGUAGCGAACUCCGCCUGGCUGAUGGUUCAGCCUUGGCUGGGGCAACCGACUCGGGAAGUCGUCCACUUCGUGAAGUCCGCCGAUCUCAAGGGGAGCAAUGCUCCCGAACUCGAAGCAGAGAGUGAGGAGGACACCGGUUUCUGGGAUGUGCCGCACUAA
Messenger RNA from Symbiodinium sp. CCMP2592, 729 nucleotides. The record is from the annotation of a GenBank genome assembly. Lineage: Eukaryota; Dinophyceae; Suessiales; Symbiodiniaceae.